Molecule: messenger RNA, 2100 nt
Organism: Seminavis robusta
Lineage: Eukaryota; Bacillariophyta; Bacillariophyceae; Naviculales; Naviculaceae
Source: the annotation of a GenBank genome assembly
AUGAAGCUAACUGGUGGAUCUUGUAGCCGCCUUUGUCUGGCGCGGCACCUUUUGUUCCUCGUCGUGUGUGUUUGGUCGCCGGUCGUCGUUGCCGCUUCCCACCCAAAGUCGCGUUCACGGACCCUUACCACGUCUUCUCUGAAAGACAGUCUCAAUCUCCAAGUGGUCCAGGUGGACAUUGGAAAUGGCCGCACUCGUCCUGGUCAUAUCCGACCCGAAAGCAGUGUUGCGGGGUUCUCCAUGACAGGUCAUGGAUCGACGGAUAAAUCCGCCCUGAUCGAGGCCGUAAAUGCCAAUCAUCGACCAACGGCGGAAGUUCAACCAGAACAAGCGGAAACACCUAUUGUCGUCAGUGCCGAAUUUCAAAUUGCAGUGGGUCCUGGCGGACCAGAGUUUCCAACCGGAGACGAAGAGUUUCAGCUUGCCGUGGGUUUAGCGUCGCUAUUCGAUCUGGCCUUUCGCACAACGUACCCAGACACCUACCAAGAGAGCCUGCUUUUGUUUUAUAUCGGUUUUAACGUCGACGGUGGCUGGUACACCUAUUGGGAUUUUGGUGUGGCCUUCACUGACAACCCAGAAACAUCAGAACUUGAAGAAAGGUUGCUUGCUGUUGACUACAGUGUUUUGGUCCCCUUGCUGAAUGGAAUUGGGGGGUAUUUCGCAUUUGCCACUGACGCCGACCUUACAUUUGUUGAUGCAGUGGAAGGUGGCCCAGGCUCGACAACGCCACCAGCUCCGACGCUCGUACCAGCUCCGACAGCCGCGCCAGGACCUGUACAAUCACGAUUUGAAAUCUUUGCCGACAUUCUCUGGGUUUUAGGAGAAACCUUUGGUGUGCUACCAUCCCAAGAAGAACAGCUGAAACUGUUGGUAGCAACGGAACGGCUCUAUCGCGAGGCAUUUGAGGAAGAAUUCGAGUUGGCACCAGGAAUGUUUCCCAAGUACCAAAUAUCUGGAUACGACUACGAGGAGUUUGGAGUAGUAGUCAUCUUUGAAGCCCAGGUGGACUUUUUGGAAACGCCCGAUGAAUUUGACAUUAUGGAUGUGAUGGAAUUCAUUGACUAUGACGAAUUCAUUUCAGAAGUGCUGGUCAAUAUUGGGCCUUUUUUUGAAGAAGCAUUUGACUAUGACCUUAUUGCUAUUGCAACAGAGAUUGAGCUGACGAGUGCACCCACUAGUGCCCCCGGGUCAACAGGCGACAGCUCGGAUGAUUCUGAUUCGUCCGAUAGCGAUGUGUGCUUUUCGGGAUCCACCACAGUUGUGGUGCAAGACAAAGGAAUGGUUGCCAUGCAAGAUUUGCAAGUGGGAGAUCUAAUCUUCCAGGGUUUCCACGGCAGAAACAAGGAUCCGGUCUUCCAACCGGUCUACGCAUUUGGUCACCGUGAUCCCAGCCAAUGGACUACCUACCUUCAACUUCAUGCGGCAUUACCCACCUCCAGGCAACAUGCAGAGCCCUUGGAGAUAACCAAGGACCAUUUAGUCUUCAAAAUCGACCCAGAUACGAGCAUCUUGCGUCCAACGCGAGCGAAAGAUAUCCAAGUCGGUGAUACCUUGCGAUACCACGACAUGGACACGCAACGUCAUCAGCCAGUGAUUGUCGCCAAGAUUGGAUUCGUCAGGAAACGCGGUGCCUACAUGCCACUCACUCGAGAUGGUAGCAUCGUUGCGAGUGGAAUUUUGGCCUCCAACUACGUAUCGAUCCAAGAUAUCGCUCCCACGGUUACCGAGCGAGCCACAGUUGUGCUUGGUUCGGAACAUGUGCUCAGUCACAUGUGGUUAGCACCCUUGCGGAUAUGGUGCACCAAUGUUGCGCCUACCAGCCGUGUGUGUACGAACACUCAGAAUGACACGGGCAUCUUGCCAUGGUUGUUGUGGGGCAAAUGGUUUGCCGAGAGCCAAGACGGCAAUCACUUCAUCGUCCACGUACUCAUUGGAAGUGUUCUGGUAGCGCUGUUCCUUGCUUUUUGGGCGAUCGAGACUUUGCUGACCUCGGCGGACGGCUCGUCAUGGAUCGUCACGGCCUAUUGUCUCGUGUGCGCUUGGAGGUACUGUCGUCCAUCUUCUUCCUCCCAUGUGAAGAAGGAGUUGAAACAACUGUAA